GAAGCAACGUUGGCAAUAUAUAACGCUGAUUUACAAGGUUUGCAGUUAGUCUGGUUCGGCUCUCCGCCCUCUUGUGAGCCUGCGCGUCCAUUGCAAUGACCGCUGGAGGCGCAGCAGCAGCAGCAGAGCUGCCGCUGUGCCCAGUAUGCUGCGAGACCCUUGGGCGCUGGGGUGGUCCUGCGACGCUUCCUUGCGGGCAUAACGGUUGCUUGGAUUGUUUUCAACUGGUGCAGCAAAGGAAUGCUCAGUGCCCGCUCUGCCGGGCCAACUUUGGGAAAGAGCUGAAGCUCUCAUGCAACCAUGAACUUGAGGAUCUCAUCCGCCUAGCCACCAUGCUUUUCGUGGAUGAGUCAGCCCAGCGCGACGGCUGGGAGGCCUUCCCCUCGCAGCAGCUAGCGACGGACAGCUACGCCGUGGAGCUCAUGCGGGGACACAAGAAGGCAGCAGCGGCUGCAGUGGCAGCUACUGCCGCCGCCCGGCCCGCCGCUCAACGCAUCAACGCUGGCGGCGGCGGCGGUCCAACGGCGGCGCAGUCCUCAGCUGGCGGCAGCGGCGGUGGCUUUGGGCUGAGCUUGGGUCGCAGUGUGCUAGGGCUAGGGCUGGGCGGCUUGGGCUUUGGCGGAGGUGGCGGCGACGGCGGCGGUAACCCCAAUGCGCUGGAGGAUUUGCACGACAUCAUGACGGCGGAUCCGCUGGCGGCGGCGGCGUCGCACCAGCGGCGGCGAAGCGACGGCGACGGAUUUGCCGGCGUCGACGGCGAGGGCGACAUGUUCACCUCGCCCUCGGCCCCGGCAUGGUUUGACGCCGACGGCGGCCAUCCCAGCGCCAACCCUUACAGCCAGCAGCACCAGCACCAGCAGCAGCUUUCCCACCCGCGCCAACAGGCGCAUGCGACGUCAAACCCCGCAUGGGAUCCCCUUGGAGGUGGCGGCAGCAGCAGCAACGGCAUGCUGGCGGCGUCCAUGAUGACGUCACCAGGCGGCGGCAGCGGCAGCGGCUGCACGCUGCUUUCCCUGGAGCCCCCGCUGUGGCUGCCUGACAGCCAUGCCACCGAGUGCCUGAGCUGCCACCUGCCCUUCCGCCCCUUCACGCGGCUGAGGCACCACUGCCGGCUGUGCGGCAAGAUCUUCUGCCAUGCGUGCUGCCACAAGAAGGCGCUGCUGCCGCCCAAGUAUGGUGUCAGGACGCCCCAGCGCGUUUGCGAGCUCUGCAGUUGCGCCCUCGCGUCGCACCAGCAGCUGCUGGCCGGCACGCUGGCGGCCGCCGCACAGCCGCCGGUGCAGGACUGCCCCGAUGCCAUCAGCCUCCGCGCCUGGCUGAACAGCCCCUGGACGGGCAGUCUGGGUCAUGAGGUGUUCAAGGCGGCAAACAUGCUGGCCACCAUGGUCAAGGCCGUGCAGUUCCAAGCGGAGGCGGGGUUGCCCACCGCGGCCCUGCAGGGCGCGGAGGCGCUGGCGCUGCUGACGGUGGCGCGAGUGGGGGCGGGCUGGUCGCUGUCGUUCGGAACAGGUCUGGUGGUCGCCCGCACCCCCUCGGGCGGCUGGUCCGCCCCCUGCGCCAUCUCCGCCGCCGGAAUGGGCUGGGGGCUGCAGCUCGGAGGCGAGCUAGCAGACGUGCUGCUGGUUCUUCGCAGCCGGGAGGCCCUUGGGGGGCUGUGCGGCGGGCUGGGGGCGGGAGUGGUGGUGGGCGGGUCGGCGUCGCUGGCUUUUGGACCCAUGGGUCGGCAUGCGGAUGCUUCCCUGGUGGUGAAUCUGAGCAGUACGGCGGCGGCGUACGGCUACAGCUGCAGCAAGGGGGCGUUCGUGGGGCUGAGUGUGGAGAGCUCGCUGCUGUGCGUGAGGAGCCAGGUGAACCACGACUUCUACGGCUACCCGGUCACCCCCCGGCAGCUGCUGCUGGAGGAUACGGUGCCGCCGCCGCCCGCAGCGGCCAUGCUGUACGAGGGAAUCAAGGCGCUGCUCAACCGCUUCGAGUGCCGUCGCCGCCUGGUGCACACCCGGAGCACCCCCGUGGUGGGCGGCAGCUACAACCGCCAACCGCAGCAACUCAACCACCACCAGCAACACCAGCAGCAGCAACAGAACUACCAGCACUCGCACCAGCAUCCCAUGCAAUCGCCUUCACAGCACCAGCAGCAGCAGCACCAGCAGCACCAGCAUCUCUCACUUGUCCGCCCCGCACCAAUGAGCCCUUUCGCCGCCUCCUGCACCGCCGCCGCUGCUGCUGUCCCCGCUGCCUCGGCAGCUCCAACAGCAGCCGCUCCUCCUUCUCCUUCUCCUGCUGCUGCCACUGCUACGGUACCGGCUGAGGAGAAGCCGGAUCCGCGGCUCUGGGAGGAGGACGUGGAGCGGUCCUGGGGGGCUCUCUCGCUGCUCGGCUCUUCCACUGCUUCCUCCGCUGCCACGUCCGCCUUCGGGCCCGCCGCUGCUGCUGCCGAGGCCGCUGCUGCAGCAGCAGCCAAGACGCCUGCAUGCAGGGCCGAGGGCGGCGGGGGUGCGGGGCGGCUGGGGUCGCUGGUGCCCAAGCUGUUGCCUGAGUUUCAUGGCGCGCGGGCUGUUGCGUUGGUGGAGUAGGAGGAAACCGACGUGGAGGCUUGGACCGUUGCGGAGCAGGCGUGGAGGAAUAGAGAGAACGCAUGGGGCAGUUGCGGGCAGAUUGUUGGAGGCACAGGGCGCUUGCUUCCUGUCGAGGAGUACAUGGCUGUCGGCGUUUGAAUGGUUACCUGUUCGGUUUCGAUUCGUGGAAUGUAUACUAGGUUGUGCUGUUCGACGCAGGAAACUGAGAGUUGGGGCGAAUGUACAUUAUCGCGUACUUUGUACGGCUUAGGAGAGUGCCGUACUGCCUUAUGCCAUGCCGGAGUUUUGUCCUGCCUGUGCGCUGUUUUGUUUGCCUGUAAGUUGACAAUUGAAGACUCGUUGCUUUAAGCCCGCUCGUUAUAUACUCGUGCUUUGGUAGCCUCGCUUCCAUUGUCGUGGGUGGAAAUGAAUUGGCGAGAUGAAUGGAGUGGUGGUUUCCUUGUCAGUUUAGCGUAGCACCGAUUUUUAUCGAGAGGCUAAGAUCUCAAAUGUGGUUUCGCUUUGCGACUAGGCAAAUUACGGCAUACGCAUUGUACCAUAGCGCAUUACAUAACCUUGAGGUGGGUUCGAAUGAGAUCCGAGAUGUACCAUUAUCCCCGUUGUAUCAUGUUGUUUUUUCCUGGGGAGUAGUAGCUCUGCGGCUUCCGUUGUACCUUGUACGCUUACGAGAGUGUCCCCCGGGGCAGCAGUUGUACGGCGGUCCUUAAAAACAGCCUUUGCCGGACAACGGCCUUUGUAUCAUGAAUGCGCUUAUGCCAAGGCGUAACUGAUAGCUAGGAUAAGCUGUUCGGUCUUUGUAGUCCUAUUCCGUUAGCCUCUGAAAGCCGCUGCAUGCUGCUUUUGGAUUAGCUUAAAUGCGCCUUCUGGGCUUCGGGCAGCCCUUGUGCUUGUGGCCUGUCGCGUUGUGGACAGGGUUUACACCCAAAUAUGUCCCGUUCCAUGUGUGGUUUCCGUCCCUUACUCUUAUGUACCCAGUAUGCGGGUUUGUUUGCACACAUGGGCUCUGGAACUGUCGGCGUGGGGAAGGAGGAGUUUGCCAUGCGGCAUGGGGAGGGGCCUGUGUGAUGCGGAACUUGCGGAACUUGUCGUACAAUCCCCAAUGGUGGCUGUUGUGGCCCAUCAAAGGCAAGAUGUAACCACAAGGGAGCUGGGCACCUGAACUCAUGGGCCCAUGCUAGCCCAUGCUUGGAGGGGUUGGUAAACCACAGGAAGAUGCGGCUUCGUUCUAGUAUCUUUUGGGAGAUGCUUUUACUCAUGGUUUGCAAGAUGCUUUUUUACUCAUGGUUUGCAAGACUCCCCUCGGCUCCGGAGCAGCUUGGCCCACGGGCAGUACAAUGGCGUCGCUGCACCUUAACCAAACUGGAGUACUUCGGGCAUGAUGAGGUCGACACGACUGCUUCCGAGGCCGCCGGGUUUCUUAUGUUGCCGUUUGCCGGCCUGUCACUUGAGGCUCGGCAGCGCUUUACGCACGUGCAGAUUGCAGAAGACCCCGCACUGCCCGAUCCUGAAGCGGCAAUUGCGCUUCUCGUACAAAAGCUGCCAGGAUUGAGGGUGCUGGAGCUGCAGCACAUUCGCUCCAUGCAAAACAAGCGCUUGCAGCAGCUGACCAUGUACGACGCCCUCGCACUGCUGCCUCACCUCGAGCAGCUGGUACUGCCCACCUGUCGUGCUCUCAAGCAGGCAGGGGCGCUGGCUGCUUGCAGCAGUCUCAGUCACCUAACAGUGUUGGACCUAGACAUGGAGGAGCAUCCUUUCACCGCUCACCGCCAAGUACGCUGCUUCAUUAGCGCAGCUGGAAUCGCUGCAGGACCUCUUGUUCCGGACAUGCGACAUGAGGGACCGCCGCGAUGCCCAAGACCCA
Messenger RNA from Astrephomene gubernaculifera, 4437 nucleotides. Lineage: Eukaryota; Viridiplantae; Chlorophyta; Chlorophyceae; Chlamydomonadales; Astrephomenaceae. The record is from the annotation of a GenBank genome assembly.